CCGGCUUCACAAAGACAAACAAGAUCUGAGUCUUGUUUGGAAAACAAGAUCAACAAUCACACUUAGAGGAGAUACGACCCUGAAACUGGAAACUUACUGGGAUUUUUAACCGUCAUCACAGUGGAUUUAAAACUUUCAUUGUUCUCCUGGAUGAGCUGAGAGUAGAGAAUAUCCAGGUUUUCUUGGCUGAUUGUAUUUCAUUCUAGGCAUCAGUUUAAGUGCAGGUGACUGGAGGGAUUGGGACAUGAAGGAGCUGAUGUGGCUGGUUUUUCUCUGCUGCUUUUGGGAGACCAACCCUGUGGUCAUGACUCUGAGGCAGACUAUGAGUCAGCUGAUGAUGGUGAUCCUGCUGGACCUCAAUGAUAUUUGGACGCUGCCGGCUCCCAGCAGAGUUUCCAUGGACUCUGUGGACAUGAGACACACACUGAGGUGGCGCCCCCCACAGGCUUCAUGCAACACUACAGUCCUGUACUCCGUCCAGUACCAGGGGGAGUUCGAGCUGCUGCUCAGGAACGGCAGCUGGUUGGACGCUGCAGAAUGCCAGCAGAUCCCUGGAACUCACUGCGACCUGAGCUUGGACCUCGGCUCCGACUCGGACUACAACCUGCAGGUCAGAGCUCAGUGUGGCUCACAGCGUUCAGCCUGGACCCGCCUCAGCCGAGCCUUCAACCGGAGAGACACGCUGAUGACGGUUCCAGAGAUGUCAGUGACGACUUCCAGCGACGCCCUUCAGGUGACCUUCAACAAACUUCCUCCUUCAGCUGCUGUCAGCGUGACGGUGUGGAAGGAAGGCGAUGAGAUGCAGGCUGCUGUGUUCUCGAUGCCCUCUGAGCAGACGGUGCUCCACGUCGCCGCCCUGCAGGUGGGAGUGAUGUACUGCGUCAGCGCUCAGGUCGUCCUGGACUCUGGGCUGCACAGCAGCAGCACCGACACCCGCUGUGUGUCCAUCACAGGUGCUGCUGCCUGGAAGAGGCCGACCACCGUCACCGUCACCGUCAUCGUCAUCGUCAUGGCCGGUCUGCUGUUUGCUUUGUUCUGGUCUGUCGUUCACUGCCGGCCAGACGCCUGCCAGACAUAUUUCCAUAAAGAGCCGCUGCCACAGUCAUUGAAAGGUGAUUGGAGCGUUCAAAUCCCGAUGAGCCCUCAGGAGGCGGAGCUUGGUGAGGUUUGUGAGCGAAUCCCGGCGCUGCUGAGUGUCGACUCCGAGCGAAGAGCAUCGAAGACAGAUGCUGAAUUCACAGCACAUCUGGACAACCACAAGUAUUGAAGUUCUCUGGAGUUUGUGCCACAUUCAAAGCAGGUGGAACAAGAGCAAAAAGCUGAAAAACUGAAGGAAACAACGUCCAAAUGACCUUAUGGAUUGUGAGAGGGUCACAUCAGACCACAGGCGGGAUUUCAGAGUACAGAUGUGACUUUCUGACCAGAGUUUGUGGCCUGAAGGAGGCGAAACAUGACAAUAUGUUUACAUUCAAGAGACAAAGCUCCGUUAUGGAUGCAGGAAUUCUGACUACUGUCCACCAGAAACAAUACAGGAAGCUGGAUGUUGUUGAAGUCCACAGAAGGAGGAGGUCAGGGUUGAUGGAUGGGUCAACAAAUGUUUAGCUUGACUCUGCUGUUUGUUUCCUGUUUUCUACACAGAAUCAGUGUCAACAAACUUUAACCACAAAGUUACUAACAUAUCCAUGGACCAAUAAGAAGAUGACAUUGACAACAUUAUACUGAGCUGGAAACAGCAUUUUUUUCUUUUCAUUUUUGGUGAUUGGACUCAGAUGAUGAGUGGAUAGAAGAAAGGACAGGAAGAUUUUUAAUACAAAUAAAACGAUACUUACUGUAGAAACUUAAAAGAGCUGAGCCACUAGAACUACAGAUGAACUGUCCAGGAACAUUCAUGGUCAUAAGGGAAGGAAACAGUGAAGGUUUCAGGGUUCUUGAAGGCUGGAAAAGAGAAAACAAUGAAGACUAGAGGCUGGGGGAGAUAUAAUUAUGGUGCACAAUAGAACUGAGAAAUAGUGGAGGACUAUAAUGAAAUAAAGCUAAUGCGAAACAGUAGAAAAAUGAGCAGCCACCACUAGCUGUAAGCAGAAUUUACCUCAGGGGUCUGUGUGAAAUGGUGCAAUGGAAAGUCAAACUCAGUGGAAUGUCUCUGAAACAACCUGUAAAACCGAGGCUGAAGGAUCAAUCAGGGUUUAGUGGAUUUGAUGAGGCUUUGAACUCACCACACCUGAAAAACACAUAGAAGGUCGAUAACAUUCAUCAUGGAGCAUCUACAUCUGCAGGGAGAAAAACCAACCACUGCUGAGGAACAGCAACAGGAUUGAAGGGAAACUUUAGCUCAGGUUCAAGAAAACACUUUAAAAAACUUGGUGGAUGAAGGGAGAUAUGAAGUAUUACUGUAGUACCAGGAAGCAUUUUCUUACUGUAGAUGUCUGUGGUGGAGCCAGUUUUAACUGUUUUACAAACCUUUGGGUGAUGUAAUGUUUAAGAGUGUUGUUUUUUAGUGUUUUCUGUCAGAGUAUAGUGAUUAUGACUUUGACAGCUGGUGACAUUUAUAAAAACAUCCCAUCAUCUGACACAACCCUAUCAUUUAAAUAGGUUUGCUGGGUAUGGUUGUGUAUUUUAAUCAGGCUGUCACUGAAACGUUCAUAACUAAACUGUUAUCUUGAUUAGUCUUUGACAGAAAAUAACCUGUUUGUGCAUAUUGUUAUUGCUGGCAUCUCCAGUGUGAUUUUUUUCGAUGGAGGAGAUUCUAAAAUUGGACAAACUUUUUGAGCCUCCAUCAGCUUUUUGAAGUCGUGGAAAACCAAGAAUCUCUAUGAGAGUCUGUAAGAUUCUCUGGCUUUAAAAACUGUAAAUUAGUUGGGAACACAGCAGCAGGUACCUAUACACUCUAAAAGCAAUUUAAACAGCCCACUCCCAACACUUAAUUCAAUGCAUCACUGUAAGAUAAGAGAAAUCUAGUUUACAGAUUUUGAUAAAUCUUUAAUGUAAAAAUUAUUUUGAUUAGUUGUUUUGACAUAAUAAUGUUUUCCCUUCUACACUAGUUCAUUUAAAACCGCAUUCAAGUUGAAGUUACUUUAGGAAAUUGGCUUGAGAACUACAUUUUUUAUCACAUAGUUCAAGAUGUCAGGCCUCCUUCAUCUUAACAUACAAUUUCAGGCAGUUAAUUCGAAAUACCUUUGACUGCAGAAUCCCUCUAACUCAGUGUAUUUUCUACAGUUGAACAUAAUGUCAUUAAAAGUUGCCAAAACUGCAAAAACA
Messenger RNA from Amphiprion ocellaris (clown anemonefish), 3258 nucleotides. RefSeq names its product cytokine receptor family member B16 (gene il20rb). The transcript has 7 exons. Gene Ontology annotation, molecular function: interleukin-20 binding. NCBI's taxonomy places the organism in Eukaryota, Metazoa, Chordata, Actinopteri, Pomacentridae. The record is from RefSeq and is a predicted model, not a curated record. The coding region runs from base 245 to 1267 and encodes 340 amino acids.